UCUGGCCCUGGACUAACAUCCGACAUAUAUCGUAGUGACAACAACGGUAAAACGUUCACAAAAAUUACGCAGCAGUUGGGUGAGAGUAUUUACAUCCGGAGAGAAAAUGGCCUUCAGCGUCAUCAGAAUCAGAGAGAUUCAAAAGAACUAUUUGUGAUAUGUUAUGAUGUGGAAAAUACGACCAGGUCUAUGAUUUUUGUUACUGAAGAUGGGGGUUCUACUUGGGAGAGGUCUAGUGUACCAUUUGUCUUAAGCGGUCAGCUGCGUUUUUAUCCACGUGAAAGACUUUCUCCAUGGGUUUUAACUUUAGAAGAAAAAACAUCGAUUUUAUAUCUGUCACUUGAUAACGGUAAAACAUGGAAAAACAUUCACGAUAAUGUUGUGGAUUACUUUUGGUUAGUUAUAUGCAAACUAAUCUUACGUUAUUCAGGUCUGUUUAUGAAAUAGAUCCAGGAGAAACAGUGUACAUACUUUAUCAUCCACAAUCCAGUAAAA
Schistosoma haematobium is the source of this 495-nucleotide messenger RNA. RefSeq lists its product as uncharacterized. The record is from RefSeq and is a predicted model, not a curated record. Gene Ontology annotation, biological process: endocytosis; vesicle organization; Golgi to endosome transport. The annotation marks the transcript as partial. The transcript is spliced from 4 exons. Gene Ontology annotation, molecular function: protein binding. NCBI's taxonomy places the organism in Eukaryota, Metazoa, Platyhelminthes, Trematoda, Strigeidida, Schistosomatidae. Gene Ontology annotation, cellular component: Golgi apparatus.